AUGGAAGUCGACACUGAUCAAGAGCCAAGGGUCACCAUCAGACAGACAGAGAGGGAUCACGUGGACUUCAUCUUGAAAGGGGUGGAUCUCUCGGUGGCCAACUCGUUGAGAAGAACCAUGUUAGCUGAAGUUCCCACGCUAGCUAUCGACAUCGUCGAAAUCGAUGUCAACACAUCGGUUCUAGCAGAUGAGUUCUUGACACAUAGAUUGGGGUUGAUUCCGCUUGUUUCUGAAGGGAUCGAAAAUUUGUCAUACUCCAGAGACUGUACGUGUAAUCAGUACUGUCCCAACUGCUCAGUCAAGCUCGAGCUCACAGCAAAAUGUGACAGUGACUCCACAAUGAAUGUCUACGCAUCAGACUUGGCAAAAUUCCACAACGGCUCAAAACUAGGCGAUCCGGUCAUCAGGGAUGCCGCGGGAAGAGGUCCUCUUCUCUGUAAAUUAAGAAAGCAUCAAGAACUUCGUCUUACAUGUAUUGCAAAAAAAGGGAUUGCUAAGGAACACGCCAAAUGGUCUCCCUGUGCUGCUAUAGGCUUUGAAUACGAUCCUUGGAAUAAGUUGAAGCACACAGACUACUGGUACGAGGAAGAUGCUGAUGCUGAGUGGCCACGACUGGCCAACUGCGAAUGGGAAGAAGCCCCUGACCCUGAUGCUCCCUUCGACUACAAAGCUAAGCCUUCUAACUUUUAUGUUGACGUUGAAACGGUCGGAAACUUGCCUCCUAAUGAAGUGGUGGUGAGAAGCAUAGAGGUGUUGCAGUUGAAGCUAGCUGGCAUUGCAGUAGAGCUUAAUAAGGAUACUGUCGAGGCAAACAGUGCUUCUGCGGGGGGAUUUACUACAUAUGGCCGUUCUCCUGGUGGUGGUGCUGGCAACUCUCCUGCAAAUGGGUAUGCUUACGGCGAAGGCUUCGGCAGUCUGGGUUGGUAA
Molecule: messenger RNA, 927 nt
Organism: Candidozyma auris
Lineage: Eukaryota; Fungi; Ascomycota; Pichiomycetes; Serinales; Metschnikowiaceae
Product: DNA-directed RNA polymerase II core subunit RPB3
Exons: 1
Coding region: 1-927 (308 amino acids)
Biological process (GO): DNA-templated transcription
Cellular component (GO): RNA polymerase II, core complex
Molecular function (GO): protein dimerization activity; DNA-directed RNA polymerase activity
Source: RefSeq, a predicted model, not a curated record